UUUAGCGUCCAAAAAUUUGAAUUUCAAUGAACUAGCUACUUUGUUGUUUAUUAUUUUGUGAUAGCGGCGUUCCCAAAUUUUCUAAAUGUAAUCGAUAGAAUUUUUAUCUUUACAGUACUAAAGGUCAUGCUCUUUUUCAAAUAUAUUUCCAUUAAAGUGUUACAAGCUGUUAUCAAGUGUUAUUACAUCUCAGUUAAGCAGCAGUAUGUGCCUCGAUGUUUGACUAGUUCUGUUCUAAGUGCGUCUCAAAGAAAUGUAUGUUAUUUUAGGGGGGCUACUAUGUAGCCUGGUCCUGUUAUUUUCUUUCGGUUUCUACACAUUUUACGGCUCUCUACAGCUGUUUCUAGUGCUCCAACUAACUUAUUUUAUAUUUAUUCUCAAAGGAUGCAAGAAGAUGGUUGAUUUAAUAUCAAACAAGAUCUAUGAGACUUACAAUCGUUUUUCUCCAUCAAACAACCACCAAAAUGAUACUUUAGCCUCUUUGAACACUCUGAAAAGACAUUCUACUGAUGCAAGAUACAGAAAUCGUCUUAUAAAAGAAGCUGAUAGAGAGAUUAAAGAAUCUCAAUUAUAUCACUUGAAAGAGGCAGUUCCUGACCUUAACGUUACUUUGAGGCCUACUUUCGUGGGGCUUUGCUGCCAAAAUUGCUCUUUAACUAGUCGGGAAUCUUUGGUUAAAAGAACCACAGAACAACUAUCCCUGAUCAACAUACUCAACUACAGCCCACCAAUCAGCAGAAACGGAUUGGUAACCAGAGCUUUUUCACAUCUACACCAAGUAUGGGAGUUGAGAAGAUACAGAUACCCUCAAGUAUCUCACUUAGUUUUAAAAGAUGAUCGAGUGAUCAAAGCAAUUGAAAAAACAGCAAUUCAACAGUUCCAAGCUUCUGACAAUAGUGAAGAUGAGUUCUACAUGCAGUUGAUGAAGAAAAACCAGAAGAGGGCUCAGAGUUUGUUGCUUGGGAUGAGAUCAACCCUUUCAGAUUUUCUUUUAAGAUUUACGUCAUGGAUUUUGUAUAAACUGCUUCCAUGCUUCCUGGGAUCUGUCAUAGUGCAUCCAGGUCAGGUUGAGAUGCUGAAAGAAGCUUCCAAGUCUAACCUACCCUUGAUAUUUCUUCCCUUGCACAGAUCGCAUUUGGAUUAUAUCUUAAUUUCAUUUAUUUUGUUAAAUAAUAAUAUUCGUUCACCUCUGGUUGCAGCGGGAGACAAUCUUAGAAUACCAUUUUUUGGCUCCCUCCUACGUGGUUUGGGCGCUUUCUUUAUCAGGAGACGUCUUCAUCCGACCCCCGAGGGCGGUAAAGACUACGUCUACAAAGCCGUCCUACACACUUACAUGAAUUUGUGCCUUAAAGCCGGUCACAAUAUUGAGUUUUUCCUGGAAGGUGGUAGGACUAGAACUGGGAAACCUUGCAUGCCAAAAUAUGGGGUUUUGAGUGUGAUUGUAGAGAGUUUUUUGGACGGGACAGUCGAAGAUGCUCUUUUGGUGCCUGUUAGCGUGAACUACGAGAAAUUGGUUGAUGGGAAUUUUAUAACUGAGCAACUGGGACAGCCGAAAAAGAUGGAGACCUUUGGGCAGACUUUGAAAGGGAUUUGGGGUGUGUUGAAUAGUAAUUACGGUAUGAUGAGGAUCGAUUUUAAUCAACCGUUUUCGUUAAGAGAACUUAUAUCAAGUAUAAAUACUAGUUCUAAGCCAGACAAGCCUAGUAUACAAAAUAGGGUUUUGAAGUCAAAUCCGUCCACUAAUAGUUUGUAUGGAACCGAUAUUAUAUCAGAUGAACACAAAAAUUUGGUUGAAAAUGUCUCAAAACACGUAAUUUUUGAUUGUUCGCAAGCAACGACAGUCAUGUCUACCAACGCUUUAGCCUUUUUACUGCUAACCAAAUACAGAAACGGGGUAAGCCUGCAAGACCUUGCAGUGGCCUUGGAGGAACUCAGGAAAGAACUGAUCUAUUCCAGAAGAAACGUCGGUUUUACUGGGGACCCUGUAGAUGUGAUUAAUUAUGCCAUAUAUAUUUUGGGUCCAGGUCUAAUCAAAAGAGAAAAACAAAAAACAGAAGACAUAAUAAAACCCGUAGCCAUAUUACCUAACGUCAUCGAGCUGUCAUAUUACAGCAACACUGUCGUCGGCCAUUUUGCCAUAGAGUCCGUUGUUGCCAUAUCUCUCAGCGUGACGGAGAUGCGUUUGAGUACGGUGUCGCACGACGAUCUGCUCGAGAACGCUCUGGGACUUUGCGACAUUUUCCAGUAUGAAUUCUUGUUUUGCAAGCCUUGUCAGGUGUUGGAACAGGUUGUUACUGGUGCCAUUGACGAUUUAGCAUCGAGAAAAGAAAUAUUUUUAGUGGAAGAUGAAUCUGAACUCGUACAAAGAAGCAAACGGAUAGCCUCACAGUUUGAGGACGAAAAUGAAGAAGAAGAAAACGAGAGAUUUUUCCAGAAACUCUACAAACUAAACGCUACCAAAGAGACGGUAGAUUUUUUGAAGGACCUGAGGAACAUAUUGCUGCCCUUAGUUGAAACGUAUGCUGUCACUGCUUUUGUCUUGGACAAGCUGGUUCAAAGACAGCUCUUGGAAAAUGAAUUAGUUGAAGAGGUGUUGAUUGAACUUAAAAAUCAACUUAGUAGAGGGUCUAUUGACUAUGAUGAAAGUGUCUCUGUGGAUCCCAUAAAAAACGCGUUGAAGCUGUUCCAAAAGUGGGACGUCCUCGAAUGUCACAACGAAGGAAAAUUACGCCUGUACUAUCUGAAAGAGAAUUUUGACAGCUCAGAGGCUGUCAGAGAGGUGUAUAAUAAAGUAAACAAAUACAGAAACUUCUUACUUUGAAUCAACUCAUGUCUUUUUAAUGUAUAUUUUUAAGGUUUCAAAAAAUUUUAUCAUUUUUAAAAAAAAUCAUGAAUAUUUAAUUUUUCUAAAAAAAAUGUAAGAAAUUUUUUAAUAGUUGUUAUGUUGUUAGCUUUUCACUUAAGUGGAGUCAUUUUUUAUCGAUUGGAUAUUAAUAAAAAAGAUCUGUGAUAAAUAAAACGAUAGCUGUUUAA
Messenger RNA from Sitophilus oryzae (rice weevil), 3033 nucleotides. It is a transcript of the gene mino, whose product is annotated as glycerol-3-phosphate acyltransferase 1, mitochondrial. The transcript has 11 exons. Gene Ontology annotation, cellular component: mitochondrial membrane. NCBI's taxonomy places the organism in Eukaryota, Metazoa, Arthropoda, Insecta, Coleoptera, Curculionidae. The record is from RefSeq and is a predicted model, not a curated record. The coding region runs from base 254 to 2821 and encodes 855 amino acids.